AUGGCUCACAAUCACGGAACUCCAUCUUCCUCUACUGGAGCUUCAGCUUCAGGUCAUGACAUGAUGAUGAUCCCUUAUCUGCACUUUACCGGUGGGGACUUCUUGUUCUUCGAGGAAUGGCAACCUUCGUCGGCUGGAGCCAUUGCGGGGGCCUGCAUUGGCCUUGCAUUGCUUGCCAUUCUGGAAAGGUGGCUGGGUGCUACAAGAAGUGUCCUUAAUGCCCACUGGCGCCGAAGAGCUUUGGAACAAUCAGCUAUUCGAGAUAAGGCCUUUGUAGGACGUAACGUGUCCUCCGAACGGCUUCAUGAGUCAAAUGACAGGGCUGAAAGUGAAGGGCCUAACGCUGCUGCGCAGCCUCCCGCAAAAUCCAAUGGUGCAAUCAGUAAAACCCGCAUUCGCACCAUUGCACCCUUCAUCGCUGCCUAUGAUAUACCCCGCGGUAUUUUAUACGCACUGGAAAUGCUUUUGAUGUAUUUGCUGAUGUUGGCGGUGAUGACAUUUCAAGCCGCCUACAUCAUUUCGAUUGUGCUCGGCUUGGGCAUAGGAGAAAUUCUUUUCGGGCGCGCUGUGGCCAUCGGAGGAGGGGGUCACUGA
Messenger RNA from Psilocybe cubensis, 594 nucleotides. RefSeq lists its product as uncharacterized. Gene Ontology annotation, cellular component: plasma membrane. The record is from RefSeq and is a predicted model, not a curated record. The transcript has 3 exons. Gene Ontology annotation, molecular function: copper ion transmembrane transporter activity. NCBI's taxonomy places the organism in Eukaryota, Fungi, Basidiomycota, Agaricomycetes, Agaricales, Agrocybaceae. The coding region runs from base 1 to 594 and encodes 197 amino acids. Gene Ontology annotation, biological process: intracellular copper ion homeostasis; copper ion transmembrane transport.